UUGAAGCUAGCCGAAAGCAGAGUUGCAGAAAAAACAGAUGAGAACGAAAAGUUAAUUGCGGAGAUAAACAGUCUCAGAAAAGGAUUUAAUAUUGAUCGUGAAAGUUUCAAUUAUACGCAGAUUUUAGAUCUUGAAAACGAGCUAGCCUCGAAGAAGGAGAGCACAGUAAACUAUGAAUUAACACAGUCCUCACUUGAUGAUAGGCUAAAAGAGAAAGAAAUGCAGUUCAAAGACCUUGAAGAGCAAUACUCGCACAUGAACACAAAGCUUCAAACUAUAGGCUCAAUAUACUUGGAGAAGAAAGAGAUCUCGGAAAGAUCGCAGCAGAAAAACAGGAAUGAAAUUGACCGAUUGGAAAAUGAGCUUUUAAAGUUAAAGCUCGAAAGUGAUAGCAUUUACUUGAAAAGCGAAAAAGAUUAUUCCGAGGCUAAAAUCAAAUUUGACGUUUUAAACUCAUUUAUUUCAAAGGAAAGAGAAGAAAUUGUAAGGAUGGUAUGGGAUUUUUAUAAUAACGCCAAUUCGCUGUUCAAAUCAAUAGAUCUACUCGAGAAGGAUCUUAGAAAAUCUCAUAGCAGCAUUUCAAAAUAA
This is a messenger RNA of Vittaforma corneae ATCC 50505, 588 nucleotides long. RefSeq lists its product as uncharacterized. The transcript has a single exon. The record is from RefSeq and is a predicted model, not a curated record. Lineage: Eukaryota; Fungi; Microsporidia; Nosematidae.